This is a messenger RNA of Fulvia fulva, 3018 nucleotides long. RefSeq names its product MMS19 nucleotide excision repair. The record is from RefSeq and is a predicted model, not a curated record. Gene Ontology annotation, biological process: iron-sulfur cluster assembly. Bases 1 to 3018 code for a protein of 1005 amino acids. Gene Ontology annotation, cellular component: cytosolic [4Fe-4S] assembly targeting complex. The transcript has a single exon. NCBI's taxonomy places the organism in Eukaryota, Fungi, Ascomycota, Dothideomycetes, Mycosphaerellales, Mycosphaerellaceae.
AUGUCAGACAUACAACUGUACCUCCUCGAGGUGGACAAGAAUCAUGCCGAAGCUCGCAAGAUAGCAGCCCAGAGUGCCACAAAUUUCGCAAGCAAGCAAAUCAAGCUCAUUGACCUGAUAACGAGUCUCGAGGAAUACAUCAACAACAAAGACGACGGUGGCAUACGAGCCAAGGCCGUCAGUUAUCUGGCGGAUGUGUUAGAGCAGUUACCUUCGAAAUGUCUCUCAAAUCAGGAGAGACGGCUUCUCUGCGACUUUGUCCUUGGCAGGAUCGAGGGCGAUGUCGAGGGCAUUGGUGCGUCGGCGAGGGCUUUGCUCGCACUUGAAGAACGAGGCAAAUGGGACGCAGAGACAGCGCAGAACGUGAUGCGGACGUUCAUGGACCACACGCACCCGAUUCGACAGUUCAAGCUGCAGACCGAAAGAUAUCCCGUUAUCCGACUCAUCGAUCGACUGCUGGCCAAGUACCGGACUGCCAUGAAGCAGAUACACGGAAGUGAUCCCAGAUUCUUGGAUAGCUUCAUUUCGUACUUUGACGGCGAGAAAGAUCCAAGAAAUUUGAUGAUCAUCUUCUCUUUGAUGCAGGUGCCCAUGGCAGAAUGGGACAUCUCAGCCAACGCACAGGAUAUGUUCGAUGCCGUCUUCAACUACUUUCCCAUCACUUUCAAACCUCCUCCGGACGAUCCGUACGGUAUCACUGCCCAAGACCUCAAAGACAGGCUGAAGGACUGCAUUGCAGCCAACUCUGACUUUGCCCCUUACGCCUUUCCUGCUCUGCUGGACAAGCUGGACUCGACAUCCAUGAACACUAAGCGAGACGUACUCCAAACUGUGCAGGCAUGUGUCAUUGGGUACGGAGCGAACACGGUCAACCUUUACUCUGUCACUUUGUGGGAUGCGUUGAAGUUCGAGAUCAUCAAUGUGCAGGAGGAGGAUCUUGCGCAAGAAGCAUUGAAGGCACUGGCAUUCAUUGCCGCAAAGUUCGCCGGCGCAGAAGGACCCCUGCAAUCAUACUUGCGACCCAUCAUAAAGGAGUGUAACGAGCACCUGGAGGACGCCCCUACUAAGCAAUCCCAAGGUGCCGGCCGCAUACUGCAUGCCGUGUCGCAGGGUGGUCCCGAAGUGGCGGACAAGAUUGCGAAGGGUAUUCUGCCUGUACUCUUCUCUCUCUUUCAAUCUUCAGAGUCCAUCACCAAGCGCAGAGGACUGCUGGAAGUAUUCAACCAGAUUAUUCAAGCCUAUAAAGAAGCCCAGGCGGCCGGCAUCAUUGGACAGGCUGAAGCAUUGCAAGCGUUCGCAGAUGAUGCGCUAGACGCUCUAGUACGUGCUGUGGCAAACGCCCCCAAAGCAGAAGUCUCGUUCCGAUUGACUGCUCUAAGCGGGUUGUCGCAACUGGCCAGCGUCAGAGGCGCUCUUUCGGAGGUGCAGACAGCUCGUACAGUGGAUGCCGUUGACGAGAUAAUCCUACGGGAGCGCGUGGAAGGCCAUGGCGAUAUCAGCAAGGAUGCUAUCAAGGCCCUUGUGGAAUUAGCGCACUUUGUGCCAGAUGCGGUGCGCCAACAGGCAGUCCCAACUUUCAUGGUAGAGUUGCCUGAUGUGCCGGGUGAGCAAAGUACAUGGCAGCCUGUGCUUGUGGCUUUUGCGCAGUUGAGUGCAGAGCAGCAGAUGUUUGACACAGUUGUCGUCCGGAUAAAGAACAAGCUCGAUGCUGCCCGUCGCCAGAACGCUUCACGCGAGUACCAGCACGCGCUCUUGCUGGCACUACUAUAUGCCUUCACAUUCGGCUCGGCACUUCAAGAGGAUGGUGUCAUAAGAAGCAAGUACUACUCCGAAUAUGCGGAGCCACUGAUCACUCAUGUACGUGGCACUUCACUAUCUGAGAGGGAUGAUAGCACGGUUGAGAUUGUUGGACGAAUUGCAAACAUUGUCCUCCGGCAGCAGACUCCGCACUUCCAGAGCACUGUGUACAAUCAGAACCUGGAGUGGAUGUCGCAUGCAACGAAAAGUGCACCGGAGGCGAUGGAGAGCAUCAGGAGACUUGCUCCAUUCUCGCUAUACUACUACGCAGCAAUACGACCCGACAUUGUGGACCCGAACGAUAUCCUGUCACUCCUGCAAGCACAGGCCAGUUACUUACUGAGUGAUGAUCAAGAUGCCGCCGGUAGUGCAAUCAUAUUACGACAACUGUCGCUCGUUAUCAACAAGUUCCUCGAGCCGAGAACAAUGCAGGAGUCCUUGACCGAUUCUGGGCUAGAAGUCGAGCUGCUGCUCAGCGAAGAGGCCUCUUCGAAGAAGAUAGCUGUAGCGUUCGCAGUCGUGAAAGCCCUCAUGAUCCAAGGCAGGAGCGGCGCACUCACCACGAAGUAUACGCAGUCGCUGCUACGAAGGCUCUCUACAUCCGACAAAGCAUUUGCGAGGCGAUUUGCAGGACUGCUGGCACCCGAUGACAUCCUCACAAAGGAGAAUCACUGCAUCGUGUCCGCCCUUCACAAGCAGAAAACGUUUGGUCAGAUGGUCCCCGCCAUUGUCGACAGCGUACGAAGUGCAGAUCCAGCAACCAAGUCCAACUACCUCAUCGCAUUAUCAGGCAUACUUCGAUGGCUGCCAUAUUCGAUCAUAGAGUCAUCGCUCGCUUCUCUCGUACCGGCACUGCUACAGAGUUUGGAUCUCAACGAAACGGCAGACCAGGAAGUAAAGUACCCAACUCUCACCGUCUUCGAGUCCCUGCUCAUGCAUGACCCGAACAUCGCGGCUGAGCAUACUGCUUCACUCAUCACGAGAUUACUCAAUUCAACUUCAUCUCCGGGUAACGUGGCGAAGGUGCGAGCCAAGGCUCUUCAGUGCCUUUCACUGGUACCGAAGCAACUGAAGCCCGAGGCUGUGAUUCCAUAUCGUCGGCCUGUAGUCAAGAAGCUCCUAGGAUGUCUCGAUGAUGGCAAACGAGAUGUACGACACGAAGCAGUGAAGUGUCGGACCGCAUGGCUAGCCCUGGAGGAGGCGAAUGAGGACGAGGAAUGA